AUGAAAGCAGACGUCGCGAUCUCCGACUUCGUGGUGAAGUGCGACGAGGAGAGUGUUCAGCUGCCAGAGAACCCGUGGCAGGCGUUGCGAGAGGUUAUUGCAGCCCUACGACGCACUCGGCACCAUACGAUGGGGUACCUGCAAGUGGCCAAGGCACUUGAGCAGCUCAAGAGCAAUGUCACUGGUCGUGAGGGGGCUGAGGGGGCAGUUCCAGUCGCAGUAAGGCCAUCGGCUCGUCGAGUGCGACGCCAACAGCGCACGUUUGGGCACGAAGUGUUCGAGAACGAACAGGACAUGUCGAUUACUGACAGCGCUAUUGCUGUUGCUGGUGGUGACGUACGUGCACUCGGUCAAUCGAUGGACAGUGAUGCUAUGGGUCCCGUGGCGAGCAGAAAGAAGCGGCAGAAGGAGGCGAAGAAGAGCCGCACCCAGGAAGACGUGGAGGCCGCACCUGCUUUGCGAGUGGAGAAUCAAGCUCUCGUGGAUCAGCUCGUGCAGCUGGGCGAGUUUGAGAUGCAUCAUGGCCAUGCGCAGCGAGGCAUUUCGCGCAUGCGGGCGGCAAAGUCGAUUCGGGACUCGGAGAUGGUGGUCACGUCUGGGGCUCAAGCGAAACAGCUCGAUAGCGUCGGUGCUGCGCUGGCCACGAAGAUCAAUCAGUUGUUGGAUGUAGGACUAGAGGCAGCUCUGGGCGAGUACGAAGGAGACGGCGAGGCUUGGCAGGUGUUAAAAUGA
This is a messenger RNA of Hyaloperonospora brassicae, 732 nucleotides long. The record is from the annotation of a GenBank genome assembly. Lineage: Eukaryota; Oomycota; Peronosporomycetes; Peronosporales; Peronosporaceae.